AUGAUCAAAACAGAACUUAUUGAUUCAAAGAAAUAUCGCCCAGCAUAUCUUGUAAAAGAUAUUUUGGACUUCAUUCCUUAUAAUAACCGCUAUACAAAGUCAUACUUGAAACUUGCAAAAUUCAUUAUUGAUGAUUUUCACGUAACGACGGUACCUGAUAUUCCGACGCUUUCUGUGGUUCUUUUUGAUGAAGAAUACGGAAUUAAAUUGAGCAAAACAGAAGAAACAGAACAAUUACUCAAAACCUUUUUAGAAAAUCCAAUCUUCAGAGCAAUUAUGAAUAACAACAUAGAAGCAUUCAUUGCAAUCACUGAAAGAGAAGGAUUUGAUAAAGAUCAAAAACUUCAUAGCUACUUAUAUCCACCUAAUCCCAGAGGAUAUUCAUUACUUGAAUUAUGUUGUUACCACGGAGCAGUUGAUUGUUUCAAGUUUUUAAGAACAAAAUUUAACUCACCAAUAACUCGAAAAUGUCUUCAUUUUUCAUUUUUAGGUGGAAAUCCAGAGAUCAUGAAUGAAUGUUUGAAAGAUCAAAGGCCAGAUGCAGAUUGCAUGGAAUAUGCAAUUAUUUCACACAACAUCGAUUUUGUUACAUUCUUGGUGAAUGAAUACGAUAUGAAUGUCGUUUUAUAUGAUUGCGAAAAAUAUCAUAAUCUUGAAUCAUUAUUAGUUCGUUUCGAUCAAACUAAUGAUGUCGACAGAUGCUUUAUUUAUUCAAUCACAUUUGGUCUUCCAUCCCUAUGCGAAUACUUCCUUUCACAUGGUGCAAAUGUCAAUGAAAAAGAUAAUUAUGGAGAACCCGCACUUCAUAAAGCAGCAUUUAAUAAUAAUAAAGAAAUCGCCCAACUGCUUAUUUCAUAUGGUGCAAACAUCAAUGAAAAAGGUAAAAAUAAAGAAACCGCUCUUCAUAUAGCAGCAGAAUAUAAUAGUAAAGAAACAGCCGAACUUCUUAUUUCACACGGUACAAAUGUCAAUGAAAAAGAUGAUAAUGAUGAUACUGCUCUUCAUUACAUAGCAUUUUCUAAUAAUAAAGAAAUCGCCGAACUUCUUAUUUCGCAUGGUGCAAAUGUCAAUGAGCAAGGUUAUGAUGAAGAAACCGCUCUUUAUAAAGCAACACAAAAUAAUAGUAAAGAAAUAGCCGAACUUCUUAUUUCACAUGGUGCAAAUGUCAAUGAAAAAGAUAAUUAUGGCCAAACCGCUCUUCAUAAAGCAGCAUCUUCUAAUAAUAAAGAAACAGCCGAACUUCUUAUUUCACAUGGCGCAACCAUCAAUGAAACAGAUAAUUAUGGCCAAACCGCUCUUCAUAAAGCAGCACAAUUUAAUAGUAAAGAAGUAGCCGAACUUCUUAUUUCAUAUGGUGCAAACAUCAAUGAAAAAGAUAAAAAUAAAGAAAACGCUCUUCAUAUAGCAGCAUCUUCUAAUAAUAAAGAAACAGCCGAACUUCUUAUUUCACAUGGUGCAACCAUCAAUGAAACAGAUAAUUAUGGCCAAACCGCUCUUCAUGAAACAGCACAAUUUAAUAGUAAAGAAGUAGCCGAACUUCUUAUUUCACAUGGGGCAAACAUCAAUGAAAAAGAUAAAAAUAAAGAAAACGCUCUUCAUAUAGCAGCAUCUUCUAAUAAUAAAGAAACAGCCGAACUUCUUAUUUCACAUGGUGCAACCAUCAAUGAAACAGAUAAUUAUGGCCAAACCGCUCUUCAUGAAACAGCACAAUAUAAUUAUAGUGAAAUAGCUGAGCUUCUAAUUUUACAUGGUGCAAAUAUUAAUGAAAAAGAUAAUAAUGGCGAAACCGCUCUUCAUAAAGCAGCGGGAAGAAAUAGUAAAGAAAUAGCCGAACUUCUUAUUUCACACGGUGCAAAUGUCAAUGAAAAAGAUAAUAAUGGAAAAACAGCUCUUCAUUGUACAGCAAACCAAUAUGAUAAAGAUACAGCCAAACUUCUUAUUUCACAUGGUAUAAAUAUUAAUGAAAAAGAUUAA
Molecule: messenger RNA, 1974 nt
Organism: Trichomonas vaginalis G3
Lineage: Eukaryota; Parabasalia; Trichomonadida; Trichomonadidae
Product: myotrophin family
Exons: 1
Coding region: 1-1974 (657 amino acids)
Molecular function (GO): protein binding
Source: RefSeq, a predicted model, not a curated record